Symbiodinium sp. CCMP2456 is the source of this 600-nucleotide messenger RNA. Lineage: Eukaryota; Dinophyceae; Suessiales; Symbiodiniaceae. The record is from the annotation of a GenBank genome assembly.
AUGGAGGCUUUGCCCUCGAUGAUCGAGCUCCGUCUGCGGCUCACGGUAAGGUUCCGGGCCGAGCGCUGGGUGGCGCAGCCUCUCGGCAGCCCGACGUAUGUGGGAACAACGCAGGCCGGGCUGCACCAGGCUGUCAGCUCGUGGAGGCGCCUCCAUGCAGCCAGGGAGGCGCUCCGGGCCUCGUCCUCUUUUGGCCCGGCUUCCGCUGAGGAGCAUCAAUCCUGGCUCAACCUCCGAAACACCUUCCUGGAUGUGGAGGCAGAGGCCGGGAUGUCGCGGGAGCUGCGGGACCAGCGCCUCGCCCAAGCGGAGCAAGCGCACGCCGCGCAGCGCCGAAAGGUGGCAGAGCGUUGGAAUCGCCAGCAGAUGGCCCGCGAGGAUGACCUCGAGGUUGGGCGCCGCGGUGCGAUGUCCCCGCUUCCAUGCGCCUCGCGCGCGCGGCGCCUUCUCAGCGAGCUGGCCGUGGCAGAGAAAGGCCUGAGCGAAUCGGCUGCAAAACGAGCUUCUGCGGGCCGCAAAGUGAAUCAUACCGGCAAGCAGUCAUCCAGCGAGUCGAGUGCGGCAAGGAAGCCCAAGCAAAGGCGUACAGCUUCUCUUUGA